Messenger RNA from Scaptodrosophila lebanonensis, 2009 nucleotides. Its product is annotated as tektin-4. The record is from RefSeq and is a predicted model, not a curated record. Gene Ontology annotation, cellular component: microtubule cytoskeleton; nucleus. Gene Ontology annotation, biological process: cilium movement involved in cell motility; cilium assembly. Lineage: Eukaryota; Metazoa; Arthropoda; Insecta; Diptera; Drosophilidae. Bases 125 to 1894 code for a protein of 589 amino acids. The transcript has 4 exons.
UACAUUUUCCUUUUCUGAUAUUGAUUGAACUGCAGACUCCGCACACAGUUAAAAUAUAAACAAAUAAAUAAAAACGUGAAAUUAUAAAAAAUUAUUUAAAUUUUGAAACAAUUCUAUAAUUAAAAUGGCAUCUUGUUGUAAGCAAGAGGAUAUGGGACAGGGCGAUUGUGGCCACCAGAAAAUAGAGCUAUAUCCGCGGGCUACCUGCCCGACACCUCCAGUUUGCGCUCCUCCGGCGGAUCCGCCACCGCGCCGGCUACCUGUUCAACCCACUCCGGCAAAGGUGGCGGUGGCACCACACUCGCCAGAGACCAAACAUGCCAUGCAACAGCAGUAUAUCCAAAAGAAUGUGGUGGGACCCGUGACGGAGCAGCAGCGGAUGAAUCACGACUUACAGAUGGGCGUGGAUGAGCAGCAGGAGCAAAUCGCAGACAUACGUCGUGGCCAGUAUCAGGAGGCGUACGGUCCGCUCAAGACUGAGGAGGUGCAGUUUGCCCGCUCCAUCGAUCCCAAUGCAGAUGAUCUGCACAAUCCGCCUUGCUAUUUGCCACAGGCGGGUGACGAAUUGCCACAGAAGGAUCAGCUCGCCCCGAUGGGACCCAUUGGACCCUGGGCCACUGGCAAAGUCGAUUGGAGUCCAAUGGCGGGCCUCACAGGCACCCGACCCGUGGCCGAUCGUUACUCCAUAACGCGCUACAGUCCCAACGAAUGGCGCGCCAGAAACCAAAAGACAGUCCAAUUAGUCAAUGGGGUGAUAGACAAAGCGGACAAGAACCGCUUCAGUGCCGCCACUGAGUUCCAGAGACUCUCGGCCAUAGUGACCAAGACACAGAACGAGACGAAUGACAAAGUGCGGCUGCGCGUUCAGCUCAUAGGGAAGUGGAAGACGACCCUGGAAAACGCCAUUAAAGCGAUGGCCGAUGAGAUAUCCACCAUGGAGGAGGAACGCAUACGAUUGCGCAAAUCGUUGGUCGUAUUGGGCGUGCCAGAGUCCAUAGCCAAGGAGUGUUUGGAGAAUCGUUGUACGCGACCCGACACAGAGCUGGUGCGCGAUCAGACCGAAGAGGAGCUGGUCAAUGAGUUGGCGCUUAUAGCCGAGAUACGACGACUGCUGAAGAAGACACUCGAGGACUUUGAGGCGCAGCAGGUGGAGAAUAGGACAGCGCGCCAGCGUCUCGAGUACGAUUGGAGUGACAAAAAAGAGGCCUACGAGAUCGACACCAUCAAUUUGAGUCUGAACAAUUACUCAAAGACCAUAUUAUUUCGACCGGGCGCUAUCCGCCAACCGCCAGAGCAGGCAUCGGAAAAGUAUUGGGAGCACUUCAGCCAGGAAACGCUCGAGGAGUGCGAAAAGUGCCGCCAGAAAUCGGCCGCUCUACGUACCACUCUCAACGCGAUAUUAAUGAAUGCGGCGCGUGACAUCCGCACGCAGGCAGACUUGGUGGAGAAGACACUCACGGCGCGCAUCAAUUGCACUCAGGAGGCGGUGCAGCGUUUCGAGAAUGAUUUGCGCAAUGUCCUGCAGAAUCUGGCCGAUACGGAGACACGUAUUGUGAACCUACAUCGGCGAGUACGCAGCUUCGAUGCCGCCAUGAAGGUGGCUCAAACACGCAUGGACAAUCGCAGCUUCCGUCCGAAUGUGGAGAACUGCCGCGAUAUUGCGCAACAGGACCUCAUCAAUGAGGUGCACACCAUACAGAGCAGCGUGUCGGCCAUGCUCCACGAACUGGGCGAGGCUGAACAUACCAAGGAGGAGUUGAUAAAGACGCGUGGGGUACUUGAACGGGAGAUAAUGCUGAAGCGUCGCACACUCUGGACAGAUCGGGAGCGUUGCAUGCUGCUCCGCUCUCACUAUCCUUCGGCGAAUGCGCUGAGCGGCAACGCGCAGUCCUAGAUCCGCAUACCAUAUAGAGGAACUAAAUUUAAAGUAUCAAAAUUUCAGUUUAUUAGUAUAUUAUUAAAAGAACGCCAUUAAGUUAUUCAGAAUAAACAGCGCUCUAGAGAUAAAA